AUGUUGACACUCCGUCUCUUCUAUUGUGUGAAGAUUGCAACCUUUACCCAUCCUGCCUUCCUCUGGCUGAAGUGCAAAGUGCCUGGGUGGGUACCACGGAUGCUGUUCAGCUCUCUGGGACUCCCCGGCUUGAGCAGCUUUCUAUUUUUCAUAGGCGACUGAGAAAUCAAUGAUAACAACUGAAGGAGCAAGUGGCAGUCUUGGAGCAUCUCUGGGAAGAGCAUACGAAGCUCAUAUGARAAAUUCUACUUCAUCUCCUUAAAAACGGCUACUUGGACCAUCCUGACUGCUAUCUUUCUGGUUUUCCAUGGUUUGCUUCUGAYGUCCCUGGGAAGACACACGAGGAAGACCCUGUCGACCCUGUCAGGAUUUCAAGAUGUCUGAGCCCAGGCUCACAUCAAAGCUCUCCUUGCUCUCCUUUCCUUUGCCGUUCUCUUCAUCUCCUGCUUCCUGUCCCUGGUGCUCAGUUCGGCUGGUAGUUUUCCAUUUCAGGAACUGAGGGACUGGGGGGAAGAUCUCUUUCYCAGCAUGGACGAGUUCCUGGUGUCUGAGCUCUCCACAGAGCAUGGUGUCGCUUGUGCAUGGGUGUGGUGUGCGCUGUCUUGGAGGUGGAUGUUCUCAGACGACCUUCUAGGAUCCUUCUGA
Urocitellus parryii (Arctic ground squirrel) is the source of this 645-nucleotide messenger RNA. NCBI's taxonomy places the organism in Eukaryota, Metazoa, Chordata, Mammalia, Rodentia, Sciuridae. The record is from RefSeq and is a predicted model, not a curated record.